This is a messenger RNA of Pistacia vera, 669 nucleotides long. RefSeq names its product secreted RxLR effector protein 161-like. The record is from RefSeq and is a predicted model, not a curated record. Lineage: Eukaryota; Viridiplantae; Streptophyta; Magnoliopsida; Sapindales; Anacardiaceae. The transcript has a single exon. Bases 1 to 669 code for a protein of 222 amino acids.
AUGAAGGAUUGUAAUCCUGUAAAUACUCCAUCUGAGUUUGGAGUGAACCUAAACAAAGAUAAUGGAGGAAAGAAGGUUGACAACACUCUUUACAAACAAAUAGUGGGGAGUUUAAUGUAUUUGACAGCAACAAGACCUGAUAUAAUGCAUGCUGUAAGUGUGAUUAGCAGGUACAUGGAAUGUCCUACAGAGAUUCAUCUCUUGGCUACAAAAAGAAUUUUCCGUUACUUGCAAGGUACUAAAGAGUUUGGGCUGUUCUACAAGAAUGUAGAAAAGUCAAAUCUGUUUGGCUUUACAGAUAGUGAUUAUGCAAGAGAUUCAGAUGAUCGGAAAAGCACAUCUGGUUAUGUUUUCAUGAUGGGGACAGGAGCUGUUUCAUGGUCAUCAAAGAAGCAACCUAUUAUCACAUUAUCAUCCACUGAAGCUGAAUUUGUUGCUGCAACAGCUUAUGCUUGUCAAGCUAUUUGGCUAAAGAAAAUCCUUAAAGAGCUACAUUUCAAGGAGGAUGGACCAACUCAGAUUUAUUGUGACAAUAGUUCAGCAAUAAAGCUUUCAAAAAAUCCAGUUUUACACAGUCGAAGCAAACAUAUAGAUGUGAAGUAUCAUUUCUUGAGGGAUCUCACAAAUGAUGGAGUCAUUAAUCUUAUUUACUGCAGAAGUGAAGACUAG